Molecule: messenger RNA, 2077 nt
Organism: Rattus norvegicus (Norway rat)
Lineage: Eukaryota; Metazoa; Chordata; Mammalia; Rodentia; Muridae
Gene: Dynlt3
Product: dynein light chain Tctex-type 3
Exons: 5
Coding region: 34-384 (116 amino acids)
Cellular component (GO): nucleus; cytoskeleton; cytoplasmic dynein complex
Molecular function (GO): identical protein binding
Source: RefSeq, marked provisional
CGAGGGUUUGCUCCGCCCCCGGGGAUAGCCACCAUGGACGGGUACCAGCGGCCCUGCGACGAGAUUGGCUUCAAUGCUGAGGAAGCACAUAAUAUAGUCAAAGAGUGUGUUGAAGGAGUCUUGGGUGGUAAUGACUAUAACCAGAAUAGCAUCAACCAGUGGACCGCAAGCAUCGUUGAACAAUCUAUAGCUCAUUUGGUCAAACUGGGGAAAGCUUACAAGUACAUCGUGACCUGUGCAGUAGUCCAGAGGAGCCCAUAUGGAUUUCACGUGGCCAGCUCCUGUUUUUGGGAUACAACAUCUGAUGGCACCUGUACCGUUAGAUGGGAGAAUCGAACCAUGAACUGCGUUGUUAAUGUUUUUGCAGUAGCAAUUGUCCUAUAACAUGUGACACAGUAAAUGUGUUGGGUUAAAGCCAUUAACUUAAGUUUGUGAGUGUAUCCUUUCUUAAAAGUAACAAUUACAUAUUAAUGUGCUAGAUGACAAGUGUGCAAUAUGCUUAAAAGCUAUCAACAGAGAAUUGAUAUUGUAAGCAGAAGUCUAAGAGGAAGUUGGCAGAUUAUCUUGUAUUCUAUACAGCAUUAUUUAAGGACAUAAAAUGUUAGCCAACAAUUAAUGCAGAGAUACGGCUGACCUAAAAAUAGAAUCUUCUAAUUAUACAAGCCUUUCACUAGUAUUAUGUUCCCACAGAGAUGCUGAAAUCUAUUUAGAUACUAACAUUAAUAACUAGAAAAUGUGACAGGGAUAAGUAUGUGCAUAAAAAACGACAAGGAUCAAUGCAGAGAAAAUGACAUGAAUUAGCUAAUACCUUUUUGGUUUAAGUUUUUUCCUUCGUUGAAUUGCAUAUAGUAGUUCAUGGAAAGUAAUUUCGACACCCACAUGCCAGCCCCCUCGAAUGUUGUCAUUGCUGCUGUGCCUAACCAGUUUUGUUUUCCUGAGAACUGGCAAAUCCAUUGAUUGUCAAUGUCAGUUUCUUACAUUUACCCUUGAGGUGGGAUUAAAUACGAUCAACCAGAUUUCCUGGGUGAGCAAAAUUAGUUUAGUGUAUGAUCAACGAUGUAUGACUCAGACAACUGCCUUAUAAUCCACUCCUUCCACGGGGGACGGCUCACUAUUGAAUGUGUGCUCUGCAUGUUUCUCUGCCAGGCAGACAACUCUUAACGUUGUUUCCCCAGGUCAAGUUUGUUGGCAGCUAGCUGUUCAGUUGGAAAACUGGUGUUUAUGUUUGAAGGAAAACAAAAGAAAGGAAGAGAGUCUGGCCCUCUAUGGGAAAAUUAACUAGAAAGAAAGCACGAAUUGCUGACAGAAUUAUAGAUGUAGUUUUUAAGGGUUGCUUCCCACAAAGUAAUACAUCAAAUAUGCAACUCUUACUUAAAGGCCUUAUUACUAGUCUCAGCUAUACAGUAAUAAAUUUUAUCAUUGAAUUAGUUUCAACUAUGUGUGAAUAAUUUAAAAUACUUAAGUAGAGUUAGGACAAGAAUAGAAAAUACAUGUAAAGUGAACAAUCAUUAGCAGGUUAUCUAAUAUCUCAGGGCUUAUGAAAUAUAGUUCAAUUUAUUAAUAAAAUCAAAGAUAAAUAUUAGGAUACACAGCUGACCACCAAAUGCAAAGUCAGUCUGCCAUUUAACCUUGAACGUGAAAUCAAUUUCACAUAUUACCAUUGACACUCAAUCCAUAUAAACACUGGAAUUGCAAUUCAUUGAAUUUUGGGGGUAAGGAAAAGUUUAGUAUUAGUGGCAACAGCGAAACAGGAUUCUUGUAUGAGGACUCCGUGCAUGGCUGACAUUUUUGCUAAAUAACUGUAAUGACAAGAAUGCAAAGGUAGGGUUUAAUGAGGUGACCUGUAGCUUUGGCACAUCAGGAGUUCUUUGUCAUUACCUUUAUGUUACUUUAUGCUGCUGGCUCUUGUACCCCAGGAGAUUGUAACAGUGACCAAAUUAUCUGUGCAGUUAAGAUUUAUUCUUUGAUUAUUAUUGUUGAAGACUCAUUUUAAAAUUAUCAAAUCAUACCUCGUGAGCUUGCUAUCUGCUGUUUCUAGUUUAAAAUAUAAUAAAGACUAUCUUAUUGUGCUGAAAAA